This is a messenger RNA of Bactrocera oleae (olive fruit fly), 2064 nucleotides long. RefSeq names its product Cathepsin L4 (gene CtsL4). The record is from RefSeq and is a predicted model, not a curated record. Gene Ontology annotation, molecular function: cysteine-type endopeptidase activity; cysteine-type endopeptidase activator activity involved in apoptotic process. Gene Ontology annotation, biological process: positive regulation of apoptotic signaling pathway; immune response; positive regulation of peptidase activity. Lineage: Eukaryota; Metazoa; Arthropoda; Insecta; Diptera; Tephritidae. Gene Ontology annotation, cellular component: lysosome.
GUUUUAUUAUUGUGAAUGGUUCAAGUGAUAAAAAUAAAUACAAAUUUAAUUUUUUUAUAUAUAUAUUAUUCUAAUUUAUGAAAACAAACAUAAAGGGUUACAGCAACGUUUUUUAACGCGAAAAAAAGAAUUUUCCCACUAAGAAAAAAUCAUAACCCUAUUGUGGAUGCGUCAGAAGACAUGUUAGCACAGGGUUUCACCAAAAGUGCUACUCGCUUGUUUCAGCAUCUGGUAUAAUUUGUUCGCUUCGCUGGAGAGUAACACAGUAACAGUGAAUCGAAGACAGCUUAUGUGGUUAUGAGGUAAUACUUGAAGCGCAUUUUUGGUUGAACGGUUACUGUAAUAAAUAAAAUUGUCACACAAAAUAACAAAAUUGUCCAGAAGCCAAUGUUUGGUAUGCUCUAUUAGCAUUUCUUCAAAAGUGAAAACGGCCGCUAUAGAGCCAUGAAUAAUGAUGCUAUAAUUAGAUCUAGCAUCCACGAUCGUGCGAUCUAACUCCGCUGGCCUAUUUUAUGUUAGAGAGAAUAUUCCGCAUGUGAUUGUUGACAUACAGCCGCAAUUGCAGCAAAAAGUAGUCGAAAAUUAGACCUCUGGAAUUUGUUCGCACCAGCGGCGACGGUCACUUGCCCGAAAGAAUUUUUAAAACAUAAUUACGAACCCUUAUCUUUAUAAUAAAGCUUAAUUCUUAUAGCAGUAAACUAAAUGCCUUUUAUUUCUUUUUGAAAACUCCAUUUCUAAAAAAAAACCCUUUAUUUGAAAUUUAAUUGUGCUGAAUAUGCUAUAUAUUCCUUAAUUUUAAUUUUGCUGAGCAAUGUAAUUAAUUGGUAAUAUGUAUAAUAUAAGGUUUCUUAUAGGUAAAUAUGUUGUCUGUUUACUGAGUUAAGCCAUUGGACAACAGUAUUCUUCAGGUUAGUUCGUAACCAUGAAGAAAACAAUUUUUUAUUUAAUUACCUUUAGUGUAACGACAGCAUAUACAUCGCAAAAUAUAUACGUUACUGAGUAUACCUCAUUUAGCGAAUAUAAGAGUGCAGUAAACAAAAGUUAUAUGCACACAUUUGAUGAGUUUCGCAGCAAAAGAGCAUUCGAGGAAAAUGUUAAUAUAGUGCGGCAACAUAAUAAAUUAUUUGAAAAAGGUGAACGUAGUUAUCGCUUACGAACUAAUAUUAUGGCAGAUAUGAAUGGUGAGUCUUAUCUAAGAAAUUUUCUACGCCUAUUACAAAGUAAACGAUUUGGAAAUGAAAUUGACUUUGAAUCGGAUAUUGUGGGUUCAUCUUUAAUGCCUCAACCUCCAGAAGCGAUAGAUUGGCGUGAAAAAGGCUUCAAAACACAAUCUGCUAAUCAGAAAACGUGUGGCUCAUGUUAUGCCUUCAGUAUAGCGGAAAGCAUCGAAGGACAGGUAUUUAAACGAACGGGACGUGUACUGAACCUCAGUCCACAGCAAAUUGUAGAUUGCAGCGUAACAUUUGGGAAUCAGGGUUGUACUGGUGGAUCUUUAAGGAAUACCCUUAAAUAUUUGGAGGCGACGGGUGGAUUGAUGCGCGAACAGGAUUAUAAAUAUGUAUCAAAGAAGGAUAAAUGUCAAUUUGCCGCAGAGCUGGCUGUUGUAAAUGUAACCUCUUGGGCAGUACUCCCAACUAAGGAUGAAAAAGCUAUAAAAACAGCAGUAGCUCACAUUGGGCCGAUACCCAUAUCCAUAAACGCAUCACCACGAACAUUUCAACUAUACAGUGAUGGCGUAUAUGAUGACGAUUCUUGCACCUCAGACACCGUUAACCAUGCUAUGCUAGUUGUGGGCUAUACCAAACAUUAUUGGAUUCUCAAAAAUUGGUGGGGAGAAAUGUGGGGAGAAGAUGGUUACAUGCGCUUAAGAAGAGGUACAAAUUUAUGUGGCAUUGCUAAUUAUGCGGCAUAUUCUAUCGUUUAGAACUUUGGAAUUUAGAUCCUCUAACGGAAAGUUAUUUUAGAUAAAUAAAUUUAAAUACACAACAAAACGAAGAAACGUUUCUUUACUUUUUUCAACAAUAAAUGAAGUUCACCUUCCGUAUAAGGUUUAGGUUUCAAAAC